UGUUAAAAUAGGAAUAACAAAAUUGACAUAGUGAGCUGUCAUUUUCUGUCUAUCGAACGAUUCAUCACAGUUGAUUUUCUAAAACAAUAGUGUAAUUGGUAAAUACACAACAAAAAGAUGUUUCGGGUGAAUGUUUUUGAUAAAUUUCUCGAUAAAGCAACUAGUAAUCUACGCCUGGAGCCCGAUUGGCCAACAAUAUUGCAAAUUUGCGACUUAAUUAGACAAAAUGAUUGUUCCCCUAAAUAUGCAGUUGCUGCUGUCAAAAAGAAACUUUACUCCCAGAAUCCUCACCAAGCUAUGUUUGCUCUCCUCACAUUAGAGAGCAUUGUAAAAAAUUGUGGAGCUGGAGUGCAUGAUGAAGUGACAUCAAAAGCAUUUUGUGAAAUGCUCAGAGACUUGGUGAAGUCAACUCAACAUGAAAACCUCCGCAAUAAAAUUUUAGAACUCAUACAAGCUUGGGCAUUUGCAUUCCGGAACUCACCAAAAUACAGAGCUGUGCAGGACACAGUGAACAUUCUCAAAGCGGAAGGAUACAAGUUCCCAGUGCUAAAGGAAUCUGAUGCAAUGUUUGCUGCAGAUACUGCACCGGAAUGGGCCGAUGGGGAAGUCUGUCACAGGUGCCGAGCUCUUUUCACGUUAAUAAUACGACGACAUCAUUGCCGAGCUUGUGGUCAGGUGUUUUGUCAGCAAUGUAGCUCAAAAACAUCCACCCUGCCUAAGUUUGGUAUUGAAAAAGAGGUUCGAGUAUGUGAUGGAUGUUAUGAUAAAGUGAGUCGUCCUCCAUCUGCCACUAUCAAGCCUAAAGCACCGCCUACUGAAUCCACUAGUGCUACUCCAAAUCAGCCACAUGAAAAAACUAAAGAAGAGUUGCAAGAGGAGGAGGAAUUGCAGCUGGCAAUUGCUUUGAGUCAAUCUGAAGCUGAACAGAAGGAGAAAGAACGAAGAUCUCGCUCCCUUGUGGCACCCGAAACAUCUUUGCAUCCCACUAUAUCACCGAGCGUGUCGUCGGUGAGCGCGUCGCCGGAACAGAGCGCGGCGGGCAGCUCGGAGCUGGCGCGCUACCUGGACCGCGGCUACUGGGAGCAGCGGCUGGCGCGCGACGGCGCCGCGCCCGCGCCCACCGCGCCCUCCUCGCACGCCUCGCACGCCUCCCACGACGCCAGCGAGCCGGAAUUUUCAAAGCCAUCUACGAACAAAGCCCAAGAAGACGAUGCCGGAGACAAGGAGAUUGAUGAAUUUGUCGAAUCCCUCAAGUCUCAGGUUGAGAUAUUUGUUAACAGGAUGAAGAGUAAUUCUUCUCGAGGUCGGUCUAUCGCCAACGACACGUCGGUGCAGACGUUGUUCAUGAACAUCACGGCGAUGCACUCGCGGCUGCUGCGCUACAUACAGCAGCAGGACGACAAGCGCGUCUACUUGGAGAGUCUGCAGGAUAAGGUGACGCAGGUGCGCGACAGCCGCGCGGCGCUGGACACGCUGCGCGCGGAGCACUCGGCGCGCCUGGCCGCCGCCGCGGAGGCCGCGGAGCGCCAGCGCCAGCUGCAGAUGGCCGCCAAGCUGCACGCCAUGCGCAAGAAGAAGCACGAGUACCUGCAGUACCAGCGGCAGCUCGCACUGCAGAGAGUACAGGAACAAGAACGAGAAAUGCAGCUUAGACAGGAGCAGCAGAAGCACCAGUACAUGAUGUCUGCGAACAGCUACUACAUGCCAGGUGUAUCCAUGCAUCACUACCAGCCGAAUUUCCCCAACCAGUCGCAAAUGCCCAUGUCGAGUCAAAUGAUGCAAGGGCAGGCUUUAGCGCAGAGCCAAGCGGCUAUCAGCCAAAACCAAAAUGUACUCCCUACCGUACCACAAGUGACCCAAGGUGCUACUCAGAUACCGCAACCUCAACAAAGCCAAUACACCCAAGGUCAUAUAUCUAUGCAAGGUCAACCCGGCCAGCAGAUGAUGAUGCAAGGACAGCAGUUGAACAUUCCACAACAAAACCAACAUAGCUUAAGUCAGGGGCAACAGAUGCCACAAAACCAAAUGCAACAAGUACAGGGUCAGCAAAUGAUGCAGGCGCAUCAAAUGAAUCAACAAAUGAUGCCCAAUAAUUUACCCCAGCAAAUGCAAAUGCAACCACAGAUGGGGCAAAUCCCUGGCCAACAAAUACAAUCACAAGGUCAACAGAUGCCUCAGGGACAGCAGAUGCCCAAUCAAGGGCAACAAAUGCUACCACAGGGACAACAAAUGCUUCCACAGGGACAACAGAUGUCACCUCAAGGCCAGCAGAUGUCAUCUCAAGGACAACAAAUGGCUGCUCAAGGGCAACAGAUGCCAUCCCAAGGACAACAAAUGGCAGCUCAAGGGCAACAGAUGCCAUCUCAAGGUCAACAAAUGCCACCUCAAGGGCAACUACCACAAGGUCAACAAAUUCCCCAAAAUUUUCAAGGUCAACCUAUGAAGAUGCAACAACAAAACUUUACCAAUGGUCCACAACCCCAACAACAAAAUCCUAAUCAGCAGGCGCAAACCUCAAACAAAUCCGAGCAUAACAACAACACUGCAGAGUUAAUUAGUUUUGACUGAACAAAAAGCUUUUAGUUAAUAUGGAGAGAUAAUAUAUUUAUAUCAAUGACUGGGAUCGUAAUAGUUAUUUGGAUAAUUGAGAAUGUUUACGUGAUAUGUACUCAAUAAAAUAAGAAACUUUUAGAAAUGUGAUAAGUUGAAGAUAAAGCCAAAAUACAGCUGUAUGGACCAUUUGUUUAACGUAAUAACCACUAAAUAUGACAGAUCCCGUUCAGAGCAUACCAAUAUGAGAAAGUUAUUUAAUGCUACUGUUUUAGGUUUAUAAAGACGAGCACAGUUGUUAUGGACAUAAUAAUAUAACUACGUUCUUGUAUCAAAGCACCAUUUAAUUACCAGGUCUGGUAGAGGCCAGUUUUUAAUCAGAAUAAAUAUAUGUUCAUUUGUUAAAGUAAUUUAAAGAAAUUGACGGUUUUAAGAUUUAUUCAGGCUUACUAUAUUUAGAGUUAGAACUACUGCAUUGUAAUGUUAAAUUUUAUCAUCACAGAAUUUUAUUCACUUCAAGUUUAAUAUUCAGGUAGUGUCCUAGGUUUUAAUGAUGGCCUUGUAAUCUAUGUAAAUGUGCAAACGUGUAUAAAUACGUCAGUCGUAGUUAUCUAGAUAUUAUAUUAAAAAAAAUAAUAGAAAUUAAAAAUUAUUUCCUUUUGU
Papilio polytes (common Mormon) is the source of this 3213-nucleotide messenger RNA. It is a transcript of the gene Hrs, whose product is annotated as hepatocyte growth factor-regulated tyrosine kinase substrate. The transcript has 14 exons. The record is from RefSeq and is a predicted model, not a curated record. Lineage: Eukaryota; Metazoa; Arthropoda; Insecta; Lepidoptera; Papilionidae. Bases 118 to 2568 code for a protein of 816 amino acids. Gene Ontology annotation, molecular function: ubiquitin binding; phosphatidylinositol binding; metal ion binding.